AUCCGAACGACGGUGGCAUCAAAAUCAAUACAAGGCUGGCUUUGCAUUUUUGUGUAGGCCAUGGUCCUCUUCCACUCUCCACUUCCGGUCACCGGUUCUCAUCAUUCUCUCUCCAAACAAAGAUAAAGAUAAAGAUUAGGAGCCUAAGAAUAUCAAUACACAAAUCUGAAGACUUGUACAACUGGUUAACAAUUACUGUUCAGAAUACAUGGCUUGUCAAAUGGGAUCUAUGAAUCUGCAGUGGAGGUUAUCAUUGACAAAGAAUGAAGGAUGCAAAAGAUCAUUUAUAGCUCUCGCAACUUCUAGAAUCCAUAAAUGUUAUUGUGAGCCACGUUUUAGUGGACUAACUCCAAACGUUGGCAUGAAGUGUUUGCCUUUUUCUCAGUGCCGUUUCCUGGGAAGAAGAGCUGGGUGGAAAGUAGCGUUGGCGUUGAACACAGAUGGAUUGUCCGAUAAUGGUGAGCAACAAAGCCUCAAUGAUUCGGGUUCCAGUUUAGGUGGCACACGAUUGGGUAGGAUACUGAGUGCAGGUGGCAAGCAACUUCUAGAUAAGCUGAAUUCAGCUCGAAAGAACUUCCCUAUGAAAAUAUUCCUACUACUUUUGGGUUUCUACACAGCAAAUGCACUAGCCACAAUCCUUGGUCAAACCGGUGAUUGGGAUGUUCUGGUUGCUGGAGUUGUGGUGGCUGCAAUUGAGGGCAUUGGUAUGCUAAUAUAUAAAAAGGUACCUACUGAGAGGACCGGGAGGUUGCAAUCUUUUCUAGUGAUGGUGAACUACUGGAAAGCAGGCAUAUGUCUCGGCCUCUUUGUAGAUGCUUUCAAGCUAGGAAGCUAAGGACCAGAAACCGGUCUCUAUUGCUCUCUUCAACAUAUUAUUGUCUUCCAUAAAACCAUGGUAAGCCAUAAGUGCAAAGUUACUUUUCUUCUAAUGCUACCUUAGUUCUAUUAGUACUUAGUGCACAUGUAAUUGUAUUAUAUAUGAAUACCAUUAUUUAAUGAUGCAUAUUGCACAGUGCGCCGUUGCAUAUGCUUCUGUGAAUGAGAAACUGUUGUAUUCUUGACUCAACCUGAAUUCAUUCAACAUUUGCUUUAGGAA
This is a messenger RNA of Trifolium pratense (red clover), 1096 nucleotides long. RefSeq names its product ycf20-like protein. Bases 209 to 835 code for a protein of 208 amino acids. The transcript has 3 exons. The record is from RefSeq and is a predicted model, not a curated record. NCBI's taxonomy places the organism in Eukaryota, Viridiplantae, Streptophyta, Magnoliopsida, Fabales, Fabaceae.